This is a messenger RNA of Rhopilema esculentum, 6057 nucleotides long. RefSeq lists its product as uncharacterized. The record is from RefSeq and is a predicted model, not a curated record. Lineage: Eukaryota; Metazoa; Cnidaria; Scyphozoa; Rhizostomeae; Rhizostomatidae.
UUUUGCCUUCUCUUUUUUCUAUCAUAUUAUUCAAACUACUGUGAUCUAGCAAUACUUCAAAAGAGAACAGCUUAUUGUCAUGUCCAAAGUGGACACUGGUAAAACUGGUUUGCCACAACUGCCCUAGAUAAACCUGGGUCAUCGCUAGCUAUUGUGCCCUAGGGGGAUUUCCAGGUACCAUUUGCCAACAAUGUGGCUGGUCAAUCCUUCUUUUGCCAAUUCUAGCAAAUAGGAUCCACAUGAAUUUUAACACCACACAAUUGGAGUUAAUCAGAUACUAUGUUGUUACAGAUUGGCUACUUUAUUGCCUAGUUUGUCAGAGAUUUCAAAAUAAGUAUGAUUUAAAUGUUUUCACAGGUUAUAGAAUCCUAUAAAAGUGACUUGUUCAUGGUGACAAAUUCUGCUCUUGACUCUUAAUUCAGUAAGCUUCCAAACAAGUUAUUACAAUAUUGCAAUACUUGUUAGCAUGGAGAUUGCAGUAUCACUGUUUUCAAGAACAGACCACUUUGACCUUACAACCCAUCAACUUUGAUUUGACUAUUGAAGUUAAAUUUUUUUAGAAUCAAGGAAUUUUUUUAGAAGAAGCAUGGAUCAUACUUUGGUUUUGUGAAAAAUGCGUUUUUUUCAAGCAAAAAAAUUUUCAAUGCCUAUAUUAUGCAAAAAAUGUCUCCUGUGGAAAAAAUAUCUCUUGUUUAGAACCCUCUGUGUAGUGGAAUUGCAUCGAAAUUUAAUUGUCAUUUAAAAGGAAAGGAGAUUGUAAUAAAAGUAAGGUGUAGGCAAGGAGAACAUCAGUCUCUGCAUAUGAAAUAUUAAUUUUCUGCAGGAAUUAUCAAAUUUUGUAUCUUUGCAAUUCUUGCAAAAAAAUUGUGUUAUCUCCUUGUGUUAUUCAGCAACAUAACCCCCCCCCCCCCGCAACCCCUAAAAAUUGAUUUCUAUUCCUACUUUGUUCGACUAUGUUCAGGCAUAUAGCAUUUAGCAAUGACUGGCUAAAAUUUAUCAUUAGUCCGCAAAGUCUGUAAAGUUGUAUUGCCCUUCUCCGAAAUGAGAUGAAAAACGGAUCCUCCCUUACUGCCCUUAUACCAGCAGCUUUUGUAUCUUUUAACUAAGGCCAAUCUGAUACGGCUCAAUGUAUUUGUGGGCCACUCUAUAGUAAUUUUAACGUUUUCCUUUGCUGAUACAGGAAGCAAAAACACGAGAGCACGAGGUUUAAGGGCUACAGUGUGAAACCUUAUCGCCAAAUCAGCUGGACUCUAUUAAUUCUUUGGGCUAUACCAUCGGUUAUACCAUCGAUAGAUUCACUUAACUAUAAUGUUAGCUGGGUGCUAUUGCACUUGGGCGCUUGUAAGUUUGUCCGGCUUGAAGUUAUGCACCUUUUGUAGUUUCACGGAAUCUCGAUACAUAAAAAAACACAGGUUGUAGUUUUGUCUAAAUGCUUUCCAUUAACUGGCAUCAACUUUUGACCUUGAAUUGAUCCUUAGCUGGUACUUGAAUUAUCCACGACAUGAAUAGCUUGAAAACCAGAUUGAAAACAAUACGAUUCUAGGACAGUCGCUUGAUCAAGCUUUUUUAGUACUGGAGUAAAAUGUGCAUAGAAAGCUAUAUAUGCUGUUAAGUGUAUGUGAUUAAGUUCUUGUUGCUUCAUAAGCAAAUUGUAUAAAUACGUUCCAGUUGCGGUCAUAAGCAAAUUGUAAACAAAGCUACAUCUUCACGGAGUGGAUUUUUAGCUGUUGGCGGCUGGAAGUUUUGCCUGUCUUGUUCAUUGUCUGUCUUCAAUUCUGUUGGUUGAAUUUUGUGGGAUUUUACAUUUCAACUUUCAUCUCGGAAUUUCUUUUUCAUAAUUGAUUGCAAUGUGACGGAUCCUUAGUUAGAGGAUUUCAAUCGGUUGUUGCUCAGUAAUUUGUUGUAAUCGCUGACCAGCUAGAGUAAUAAAUGAGGGCACAAACACGAAAUUAGCAGAAUGUUUAGAUUUUUCUCUGGAAUUGUAAUUGAGCACUGAUAAAGGUUGUCCGGAAAAAGGCGUUUGAUACACGAAAAUUCAGUGGAAAAUGGAUGAGAAGACGACUCUUUGUGUUAGCGUUCAAGCAGGCGAGCAUUUGCUGUCGGGCCCUGAUUGGAUCAAGAUCGAGGACUCGAAAACAUUAAUUGAUGCUCUCGUUGAGGUCAGUGGAACCCAGGCACUUGGAUAUCAAGUCCAGGUUGUUGUUUCGAAAGAACCUAGCUUUACUGAAGCGGCUCUCGUCCAAGUUGUUAAUCAAGUAUCCAUGCUUCGUGAAUGUGGGAGUAUUUAUGUCAAGUUUCUACUAAAGUCAAGUGUUCUGCCUUCUCAGAAGCGUUAUGAAGAAAGCAAGUGCAAAGCUGAAAGAGAUACUGAUGUAUUAUCACCAUUGGAUACACUUCACAGGCAAGAGCAGCAAAAGCAAGAUGAAGACAGCAUUUACAACUUCAUCAACUCAACGUUUGAUAAGCCAUUCGAAUCGAACUACCUAAACAAGCUUUUCAGCGAGCACAAGUUGUCGCCAUCCACACUGUCGAGUUUAAGAGAGGAGCUAGCAAGAAAACACUCACACAAAGAACUUGAGCAGUACACAACCUGGUCACAACAGAGUAAACUUGCCUCACAAAGCGAGAGCAAAGAUACCAAAGCCCAAUCUUCAGACACAAGAAAACAAAUUUUAACAAUCUGGGGUAAUGAUUGUCCUGUAGUCGAGGAAGGCAAAACUACUGUCCAAGGUGAUGACACUGGGGGUGCAAAAGAUCCCAGAAGUAAACCAGAUGAGACAGUUGACGGUUGGACUGAAAAGGAUCAACGCAAAGUUGGAAUUGCUCAGAAAGAUGAGCUUCCGCUAAAUAAGGUUGAAAAUCAGAAGAAUGAAGUCAAAAGUGAGCGGACCAGCGUGGCAGGCAAAACUCCAACUAAUGCGAAAACCAAAGUAACUGACCAGCCUAAGGGAAAGACAUUACUGCCAAAAACCAACCGAUCAACAACUUUAAGGGCAAAGAAAAAUGCUGCAACUACUGCUGGGAUGUUGAAAGCAGGUAAAAAAGAUCUAGCAAAAUCUGGAAUGCCUGUUCUGUGCCAGAAAGUUAUCCGCGCAUGCCCAAGUAAAGUUACACAAACAAAACAGCGUAACAGUGGUAUUAAGAUGAAAGAGAAAGGAAGCCUUUCCACGUCAAAGAAAAGUUUUUUGCCAGUUGGUGCUGACAGAAAAGUCACGAAGAAAGUAACGGGUAAUGUAUCAGCAUGGAAAACACGAACUUCGAAAGACAAGUCUGAUUUAGAUUGCACUAAGGUUGGCAAUGCCGAUGCUAAUGGACGAAAGAAGAAUUUUUCUGGAGACAUCGGCAAAGGUAACGAGUCGGACGUUAUACCUAGGUCUUCUGUUGAAAAUGAUGAAUUAAGCAGAUGUGGCAAAGGGUUGACCCCUGCAACAUUAGAACGUAAGGAGAAAAAUUCACCUGUUGCGGGGAAAUCCAACAUUGACAGUGUUUCACUUGAUUCAGACGAAAAAGAAGUUUUUACUUUGAAGAGUCCUGCCAAAGAAAAAAAUGAGCUUUCGGUUAGCAAUGAUUCUGGCUAUGUUGUGUGUAAAGAUUCUCGUGAGAUACCUGAUGUUGUUAAUUUUUCACUGGAAGAGAAACAUAACGAUAGUAUCAAACAAUGGCCAACAGAUAACGCUAGCACGCUUGAUUAUUUGGACACAAGUAGUAUUUUGGAAUGGGAAAUUGUUGAUUCUACUAAAGAAGAAGAGAGCUCAAUUGAUUUUCAACACGAAAAACAAACCGGUCCAGCAAUACAGAGUUUUGCAUGUGAACAAAUGAACAAGAACUUGGCCCUUCAAAGUAAUUCUGAUUUAGCUUCAAGUGAACCAGGACUGUUCAGUAACAAGGAAGAAUCACCAGAAUGUUUUUUUAAUAAAGAUAAGCUAACAAGCAGCCCAAGUAGAAUCCCUCAGAUGGAGAAAAAUGAUUUCCAAAAAUCAGCCGAUCAAGAGUUUAAUUCAAAUGAUGAAUCAAAAGUCUUGGAAUCUUCAGUCAGCAAGGCUGGAGUUGUGAAAGAAUCGUCUGCUCAUUACGAUCUUUUUAGGGAAAAAGAUGGCUCGAAUAUACACGAGCCUUCUUCAUCUUUCGUCGACCCAAAGAAAGACCCUUUUGAACGUAGAUUGAAAAAUUCGUUCGAUUCUUUUGAUAUUGUUGACUCAUCAGAAAUGAGACGAAAAUUGUCAAACAACGUAGAUAAUUGUAUAAGGAGAUCGGAAAGUUUAGGUAGGGACAGUUCUAGCCCUAUUAAGAAGAAAUCUGGAUUCUUUCAUCAGCUGAAGGAGAAAACCAUUGAUCUUGAUUGCUAUAUCUUGCCAACAGCAAAAAUGGAAAGCUAUUCCUCGUCGUCAGAAGAUUUAGAAAAAAUCGACGAAUGUCAACCAUCUAACAUGUUAAAGAUAAGCUUGGAUUCGGGGAACGGUGGUCGUGAGAAGUCUCCUUCGACGUCUGAUCGGAGCAUACUUAACCUAACAUUGGAUAAAGUAACUUCGGAUGGUAGUUCAUCCUUGUCAGUUCAGACAAAAAGUUUGGAGAAGACAAGUCCGAUAUUUCUUUCUGAUGUAGGGCGAGCUUCUCCUGCUAAUAGGACGUUUUCGUUAGAUGAAGAGGAUGAUGCUCCAGACACCAAAUUGUCAGGACCAGAUAACAAGGAAACAGUUGUAAAAGGCCUUACCAACGAUGCUUCAAGUGGCAGUAUCGCAGUCGAAAUUGAAAAUGCAAAGCAUGAACCUGAAACUUUGGAAAUGCAGGGAAAGGAUGAUGGAUAUUUAUUAAGUAAUCUCGACGAACAUAUCGAAUGCCAUGUUAGAAGACACUGGGAUGAGAGCAAAGGAAUAAUGGAUCAGCUCCUUCUGACGUCUCUGGCAGAUUUGACUAGUGAUCUCAAUGCAUCUGCAGAAAGGAUAGUAAACACAAUCAGGUCUAGUCAGCGGAAACAGAAAACAUCUACUGUAAAUGAGCUUUCCAGGAUUCCAUCUGAAGCUAUGAAUCAAGCAAAAGGAGAAACCGCGCUGAUCUUUCAUAGACUCAGAUUGCUGGAAAAGCAACUUAGAGAUAUGGAACAAAUGAUAGAAAAGCCUAUCUCAGGCUGAAAUAUAGAUGGCAAUGUUGAAACAGAAUUUAUCCGUGUAAUUAUCUUCAACAACACAUCAUAUAUUAAGUAGACUGGAGUAGUCAUUCCUUUUUUAAAGUCCCGAAUAAUUUUUGGUUCGAAGAUGUUUUGAGGAGAAACUUUUCUAUUGUAAUGCUAUAUAAGUAGUAUUUGAUUUAUAAAAACUUGUUUUUAAAGCAAAGCAUUGUGAAUAUAUGAAAAAAAUCUAGGAUGGAAAUUCUCUUAUGAGUUUUUGAGAUUGUGAUCUACAUCUUUACUGUUUUUGCUAACAAUACCCAUUGGCUAUCUAUAAAUUUUUUGACAAUGGUCAAUUGUAAAAUAAAGCUAUAGACAUACUAUUAUUUCUAUUCGCACAAGCUGUAAAAUUUUUAUCUCUUUGCUCGAUGUAACGCUUUUUGAAACUGCGAUUUCAAUAAACCGGUUCACCAAAUUAUUAAAAUUCUAUUUUUAGAAUUUUUGAAUUUUAACCACAUAACAUAAAAGAUCACAAUGAAAUACUUUCAAAUUUGCAAAAUUGGCCAAAUAUUUCUAAAAUCGGUCGAGAUAUGGACAAUGAAAGAUUUGCAGUUUGCUAACGAAUCACUGUUAAUUUGGCUCUGUUCAUGAAGUUAUGAACAAAGACCAAAAUACAGAGGUUUGAUGGGGAGAGAACCAAUAAACAUGUGGCCAUAUCUCUGCUAAUUUGAACCCCAAUUGACUGAUUUUGCACAUUUAGAGGCAUUUCUUGAUAUUCUUUCACGUUAUGGGAUCAUAUUUCAAAAAUUCUAAAAAUAGAUUUUUGUGAUGUCGUCACUUAAAGCCCCGUUAAAACCCUCUCAAAAUUUCACUGAACAUCGCUCAACAUUUGUACAGUGAUGUUUAAUGAUGUUUAGUGAUGUUGAAUUGGGGUGUUAAAACGCUCUCAGCAA